CUUAAUAACAAAAUAACCAAAAAAAUGUUCCUCUAACGUUCAAUACCCAAAAUAACCAUCUUAAUAAUUAAUUGUUUUUUCACAACUAAGAUCAGUUCCAUUUCACGCCACUCCUAAGCAAGUCACAGGUAUAACACCGCGUUUAGUAACUUCGUUCUCAACUAACUGAAAUCUCCCGCCAAAAAAAAGUUAUAAUAAAACAAAACGAAAGCAAAGCAUUGCAAGUGUGAGUGACUGAGCGAGCGAGCGAGCGAGCGAAAGUGUUGUUACAACGAAGAAAGCAAAUGAAGAACGGAAAACGAAACGCUCUUUCAGAUCUCACAAAUUCAAGCCAUUUUUCAUCUUCAUCCGUUUCUUCAUCAGCCACCGUUGAACCACCAAUCAAGAACAAUCAAAUCAGAAUCCGGAAAACCUGUUUAACUCCGCUUCAUGAUGUUAAGCCAUCCACCGUUCAUCGCACAAAGAAUCAAAACAACACUGUAGCACUUCCUAUGCCAUUAACAGUUCGAUGUAAAAAGAAGCAACGUGUUGUUGUUGUGUCCCGUGAACAAGAGGAUCUGGAAGAUUACAUUGAGAAACAGAAGGCGUAUUUUAAACAGAUCGAUGAAUAUGAACUCGAAGAAGAGGAGGUUGAAGAAUAUAUUGAUGAGUGAUGUAGUAUUUGAGUGCUUGAAGCUGAUACAUAAGUGUAGUUAAUUGUUGAUGUUGAUAUAUAUAGUAUUCCAAAUUCUGAAUUUCUUAAUAGGUUUAGGGAAAAGUUGUUUAACACUAGCAAAUUGCUUUAGUUAGUAAAUUGAGAUCUUAGAAACUCUAUCUUGUUUCAUAUAAGAGAAAUUUGCAAUUGGAUGCUUUGAGUA
Lathyrus oleraceus (garden pea) is the source of this 857-nucleotide messenger RNA. RefSeq lists its product as uncharacterized. The record is from RefSeq and is a predicted model, not a curated record. Bases 285 to 653 code for a protein of 122 amino acids. NCBI's taxonomy places the organism in Eukaryota, Viridiplantae, Streptophyta, Magnoliopsida, Fabales, Fabaceae. The transcript has 4 exons.